GCUCACUUUUCUUUUUAGAGAAACAAAGGAAAGAGCAUGAGUGAUAAAUAUCUGGGCUGCUACUUUUAAUCAACAGUCUGCUGCUGUUGCUAUUGUUGCAGGUGGACGCUGUGGUUGAACUCGCUACCAUGGCUCUUCCUUUUGGGGUUUCUUGGCUUUGCACUCUGUUGUUAUGGGGCUGCCUUUGUUUUCCUCCUCAAAAAGGUUACAACUUUGCACAUGGCUACUCACUCAAUGAUGAUGAAUUCAGUAGCUAUGCAGGUGCAUUUGGUCCACAAACCUCAACCCAGCUUAAUUCUGGAGCAAAUCAUGAUUCUGUUAGUCCAAGAGAUGAGUCACAAGAUAUGUGGCACCAGAGCUUUGUCUCCCUUCAGAGAGAACCAGCCCACCAUAAAUACAAUAAAGAUGUUAUCUCUGUUAACCCCGGUGAAGACAAGCUGGUGCAAAGCGAAUCUGACUCAGAACAGCCAGGGGCCGCCCCCACUCCCUUUGUGCAGAAACAUGAGCAAGUAACUUCUGGUUAUCAACAUCCCUUUGGCCUUUUAGUGAAGGAGCAUACACAAAAGAAAGCAGCAAAGGGCAUCAGUUUCCCAUCAAUCAAAGACUUCAAAAAAUUUAUAGAAUCUAUGAAGAGCUCCUUCUUAACGCCAGGAAGUGACUUGAGUAGACAUUUUCAUACCGCACGGCAAACUAUGAAAAAUGAGAUGGCUUCUGGUGCACAGAAUAUUAAAGGAGAGUCUUCUAAUUCUGCAGAAGAAGGAUCUGCCCAUGAUGAUGGCAGUGAAAAUGAAGUCUGGAGUGAACCUAUGAAUUCAGUCUUUGAACAAAGCGAACAGGGUGCCAACUAUGAAACACCAAGUGAAAGCCUCUCUGUGCCUGACCCUGUCAUCGCCACUGCAGGUCUCAUUUCUCCCAGUGUUUAUGAGAGCCAAGACUCUGGACUGGGCUCGGCUUUCUACCCCAGCCCUCAGCUAGCAGCCACAGAACAUGUGUCAAGUCAUUAUGGACAUUUUUCCAAUGCUGGUUUUUCUAGGGAAACCCCUGAAUUUUUGACACAUCCUCCUCAUGUGCAUGAAUAUGUUCAGUCAAAAAGUUACAACAGGUUCCCUGAACAAAUUCCAUUUUCUUCCAACUCAUAUGGUGAGUAUUUUUCUUCCAGUUCCCAUGUGACUGCAUCUCCACUUGAACAUCCAAUCAGUUCAGCUCAAGAUCUCAGCUACUAUCCAAGUAAGACAUCCAGUAUAACUCCUCUAACCUCUGAGCAGAAAAUCCAGCAGCCCACAUAUACAUCUCACAGUAAAGACUCUCCAACAGGGUAUCAAAAACCAUCUGAUGGCUUUGAACUCAGUGGAUAUUUGCAAAGUGAGAGUCUGGGUGAAGUGAUUCCACAAAAUCCCCCAUCUUCUUAUGGCAAAAGCCUCUACGUCCGUGCUCCAAGAGUUCAACACCCAUUAUCAAACAAUAUCCCAGAUCAGCAGCCCACCCAUGGGGAAAGACCAGCCCCAUCAGUUCAGAGAUAUCAACCCACAGUUGGCAAGGAAUCUAAGGAUAUAAACUUCUCUCCCUCUGUCCAUCUCCCUAGUGGCUCUGUUUCCUCAAGUUCUAAUAUCCUCUCACCACCGAGUAUUAGCGGUCAUGUGGGUGUCCAAGCAAGCAGCCCACAUGACCUUCUGAAUCGAGUGUUUGGCAGAAAGCAGCUAGUCAAAUCUCAUCUCAUGUUUACUGUGAAACCUUCAAGCUCUCCUCAUGGCUCAAGCAGACAUAAUGACUAUCUUGGAGACCAGAGUGUCGGUGGUCCUCAUCCCUCCAUUAUUUCUACCCGAGCAAAAGAUGAGGAGAAAUCAGACCUUUCUGAGCAGGCUCUAGUCUCUGCCAUUCAGGAACCAAAACAUAUGACUGAAAAUACCCCAAUUCCUGUCUCUAGUGGCUUAGAUGUGAGUUUCAACUCCCCAACUAACUUGGCUCCAGCCUCAUUAGUUGGUGACAAAGUCAUGUCCAGGAACUUUGAAACCCAGAACAUGAUCUCUUAUAUGUUUCCAUCUGGUAUAUAUGGCACCAGAAAGCCCUCUGAUUUAUUUUCUACACCUUUAAGGCAAGGCAUUUCUCUAAAUGAAGGCUACGUGAGUGCAACCAGAGCUGACCUUCUACAGAACUUCAUACAACCUACCAAAGAACAGAAACGUCCAGCCAAUGUGAAUAAAAAGCUUGGCAACGUCGCCAACAGACCUCUUAAACCGCUGUCUACAUCCAAAGUUUUUGGUUCUACUUUAAGCAACAUCCUAUGGAGAAAUGAUGGCUACAGAAAAAGGCCUCCCCUUCCCAUCAACACUGACUUGUCACCGCCAUCUGUAAAUGCUUACAUUGUGAAAUCCAGAAACCGUUAUGUAAGGGGUAAAUUAUCUCUAUCAGAGACCCGUUACACACCACAUCUGCUGAAUGAAGGCGAGGCUAGUAAGGACCAAUGGAAACCUGCCCGAAGACAACGUAAAUACAACAUUACAUCCCAUAAUGUAAAAGAACUGGAAGAAAAGUAAAGGAGCGUCAACUUUUUCAAGUGAGACGUUAAAUGUUAUGGAAAAACUUUCAAAUGUUUUGCUUGUGAACAUAACUGGUGUGUUAUAGAUGGAACUUCAGUCUAUUAAAUUCUGUUAAAUACUAAACUAAAAUUUAUUAAACUAAAAUUAUUUCUCACA
Thunnus maccoyii (southern bluefin tuna) is the source of this 2693-nucleotide messenger RNA. RefSeq lists its product as uncharacterized. NCBI's taxonomy places the organism in Eukaryota, Metazoa, Chordata, Actinopteri, Scombriformes, Scombridae. The record is from RefSeq and is a predicted model, not a curated record. The transcript is spliced from 3 exons. The coding region runs from base 129 to 2534 and encodes 801 amino acids.